Molecule: messenger RNA, 1221 nt
Organism: Phalaenopsis equestris
Lineage: Eukaryota; Viridiplantae; Streptophyta; Magnoliopsida; Asparagales; Orchidaceae
Product: putative cinnamyl alcohol dehydrogenase 4
Exons: 6
Coding region: 51-1115 (354 amino acids)
Molecular function (GO): oxidoreductase activity, acting on the CH-OH group of donors, NAD or NADP as acceptor; zinc ion binding
Source: RefSeq, a predicted model, not a curated record
UUUCCGAAGAAAUUAGUGAAGACGAGAAAGUGCUUUCUUCUGGUUCUGCCAUGGCUAGCGAAGGGGGGGAAGGGAACUGCAUUGGUUGGGCUGCAAGAGAUGCAUCUGGAGUUCUGUCACCCUAUAGAUUCAACAGAAGGUCGCUUGGAGAUGAUGAUAUAUCUAUAAAGAUAACACAGUGCGGUGUGUGUUAUGCAGAUGUUAUUUGGACAAGGAAUCGACAUCAUGAUUCUAAUUAUCCUCUCGUGCCUGGGCAUGAGAUUAUAGGCAUUGUCACUGAUGCGGGCGCUGGUGUUACAUGUUUCAAGACCGGCAAUGUUGUUGGCGUUGGAGCUUAUGUUAAUUCUUGCAGAGAAUGUGAAUAUUGCAAUGCUUAUACAGAGCCUCACUGUGCCAAAGGAGCAACUAUGACUUUCAACUCCAUCGACAUAGAUGGUUCAUUCACAAAAGGAGGAUAUUCCAGCUACAUUGUUGUCCACCAGAGGUACUGCUUCUUGAUACCUCAAGGCUACCCACCAGCAAUGGCAGCACCCCUUCUGUGCGCAGGAAUCACUGUAUACAGUCCAAUGAAAUACUACAACAUGAACCAGCCCGGAAAAUCUCUCGGAGUCAUCGGGCUCGGAGGCCUCGGCCAUUUGGCAAUCAAGUUCGCCAAAUCUUUCGGUCUAAACGUAAUAGUCUUCAGUACAAGUGCAUCAAAGGAGGAGGAAGCCAUCCAUCUUCUUGGAGCAGACAGAUUUGUCAUCUCAUCAGACAAGCAACAGAUGCAGUCAUUUACUAAAUCUCUGGAUUUCAUAAUUGACACUGCUUCUGGGAAUCACCCACUUGAUGCUUUUGUUUCACUUUUAAAGCCGCGUGGAGUCCUUGUCAUUGUGGGCGAUAUUGAAGUUAAACUUAAAUCUGUAGACCUUAUUCAUGGUUCAAAGGCCAUAGCUGCGAGUACUGUAGGUGGUACGAAGGACAUUCAAGAGAUGUUGCAGUUCUGCGCCGCAAAUAAAAUAUAUCCAGAGAUUGAGAUUAUUGAGAUACAAUAUAUAAAUGAGGCGCUUGAGAGGCUCGUCAACAGGGAUGUUAAGUAUCGCUUUGUGAUUGAUGUGGAGAAUUCUCUGAAAUAAAUUGAAGGGGAUGAACAUGUUCUAAGAGUUUAUGGCGGACCUGUUUGUAGUUUGGUUAGUUUCCUUCAGCAUUUUGUUCCAAACUGACAGAAGUUGUGUAUUUCCU